UUAGGUUAGUGUUAAUGCACUUUGAACACGUUUUUUAUACAUUUACGUUAAAAAAUCGUGCAUAAAUAAUUAAAUCUGUCCAUUACCGAGCAAUUUUAUUAAUAUUAUGCCUUCGGCCAUCAUGGAAUGCACCGAUUUUAGUGAAUUUCAGGAAGCACUGAAAAACCUGCGGAAGACUGACGACAUUAUAAUAAAUACAAUAAAUACCGUUGUACCUACAGACUCGUUUCAUGCAGACGCAGCAACGGCAUGUAAGAAUCUACACGAGUCGUUGGAGGAGGGAAAUAUAAAAAGGGAGAAGUACAUAAAAAACUGCAUAUCCGUUGCAGCGGACAGAGUGAAAAGACUUAGGGAGGAACGGGAGGCUAAUGCUGAAGACAUACAAUUGAGGAAAGAGUUGAGAGACGAACAAACAAAGUUGCGUAUGUUGCAAGUUGAACUGAGUGUCGAAGACUUAAUAAAACAAAGGACUGCCAAAGUUUUUAAUGAAAAGUGUAGGAAAUAUUAUAAGCCGUUAUGAUCGGUGGAGAAAUUCUAUCUGGAAUUUUAUCCGAGUAGUAAUUAUGAUCGUUAAACAAUUUUUAUAUUCCUAUUGUAAGUAGAUCUCUUGAAUUGAAUUAUAAAUGUUGAAAAGCAAAA
Molecule: messenger RNA, 639 nt
Organism: Anoplophora glabripennis (Asian longhorned beetle)
Lineage: Eukaryota; Metazoa; Arthropoda; Insecta; Coleoptera; Cerambycidae
Gene: Ccdc58
Product: coiled-coil domain-containing protein 58
Exons: 3
Coding region: 107-520 (137 amino acids)
Cellular component (GO): mitochondrion; mitochondrial intermembrane space
Source: RefSeq, a predicted model, not a curated record